CCGGCUCACUCUGUCCAGACCUGUUUCACCGGCGAUAACCUGCCGGCCGUAUGCGUCGACCAAAGCCUAUGCCCGCCGUCAGCGGCGGACGACCUAUCGGACCGACAGGUGUACACGUCGUCCAACUGUACCGAUGAGCGCCAGGUGUGUUGCCCUAUGCGAGACGUGAAUGGCCAUGGUGGUCUCGACGCGUUUAUUGUGCCAAGGUGGGACUGGCAAGAGUGGCUACAGAACUGGACGUAUAGGCCGCCCACCCCUAUACCCCAUCCCAAUGUACCGCCGUAUCCGCCCGCGUCGGGCAGUGUUGUACUGCCACCCUAUCCGGGCCAGGGUGAAGUGCCACCGCCGUCGGUUGUCCAGGCUAAUAUCAGCGUAAUUAGUCAGCCAGCCACAUCAUCCACACCAGCGUCCGUGCCAAGUGCCCCCGGUGCUCCAGUCGGUGGUGUAACAAGUUGCGGCGCCCGCACCAACAUCGUCCAAAAGGACAUCGAAAUGCAAGAGAAUUUGGGUUUCAUCGUGGGCGGACAGGUGGCACAGGCCAACACCUGGCCCUGGGUUGUGGCCGUGUACUCGAGCGGGCGAUUUAUAUGCGGCGCUUCAUUAAUAGAUAAAGAUCACGUGUUGUGCGCCGCCCACUGCGUGUCCCACGGGGGGCGCAUUACUCGCGCCGAACAGAUCCAGGUGCAAAUUGGUGCUCAUGAUCGACGCGGCUCCGGCCAGUACUACAAAGUGGAUAAGAUUGUGGUUCACUCAGGCUAUAACGAGCGUAUUAUGCAAAAUGAUAUAUCCAUGUUCAAGUUGGGCUCACCGGUUAGCUUUGGUAAAACAGCGGCCCCGGUAUGCCUGCCGCCCAAUACGGCCAGUUGUCCCGAUAGUACCAAGAUGAAUGCAUACCUGGCCGGUUGGGGCACUACAUCAGCUGGUGGCUCGACUAGUAAUGAGCUCCGGGAGGUUACGGUACCCACUAUACCUUUAAAGGACUGCCAACGUGCCUAUGAUUCAAAUAUGGUGACCACCAAGCAGAUUUGCGCCGGUUUUUUGGGACAGGGUGGUAAGGAUACCUGUCAGGGUGAUUCUGGAGGACCAAUGGUGGUGAAAAUGGAUGCCAAAGUGAAUCAGUACUAUCAGUGCGGUAUAGUGUCGUGGGGCAGGGGCUGUGCCGAAGCGAGAUAUCCUGGCGUUUAUACCAAAGUGUCUGAAUAUCUCGACUGGAUUAGAGCGAACAAAGUU
Medioppia subpectinata is the source of this 1230-nucleotide messenger RNA. Lineage: Eukaryota; Metazoa; Arthropoda; Arachnida; Sarcoptiformes; Oppiidae. The record is from the annotation of a GenBank genome assembly.